Messenger RNA from Dendrobium catenatum, 866 nucleotides. RefSeq names its product rubredoxin. NCBI's taxonomy places the organism in Eukaryota, Viridiplantae, Streptophyta, Magnoliopsida, Asparagales, Orchidaceae. Bases 88 to 705 code for a protein of 205 amino acids. The record is from RefSeq and is a predicted model, not a curated record. Gene Ontology annotation, cellular component: chloroplast. Gene Ontology annotation, biological process: alkane catabolic process. The transcript has a single exon. Gene Ontology annotation, molecular function: electron transfer activity; iron ion binding.
UCCAUCUUUCGAUUCGGUAAUCCAAAUCCAAGCAAUAGAAGGAAAAAACGGAUAGAGAAGGGAGAUUGGUAGGCUUCAACUUAAGGAAUGGCGUUGGCGACGGCUAUACCUAACUUUUCCAUACAAGGCCUGUCCAAUUUACCUCCGCCCAAAACUUUCAUAUCCCAAUCCCCGAUUGUCUUCAGAAACCUUAGAACGCCGACCUUUUCUUCACCAUUCUACUCUAUUCACAAGCCCCAAAUCCACCUCCAUAACGCGCUCUUCUCCGUGGACCUUUCAAAGGAUGACAAGCCUCUCUCCAAUGAUCCUCUAUCGCAGUCGGAUCCUGCCGCGACUGACUACAAGGAGAACGUAGAGGAGAAGUUCGACCGGAGGCGUUUGGACGAGCGAUUAGCCGUGAUGAAUACAGGGAUCUACGAGUGCCGAUCGUGCGGUUACCGCUACGACGAGGCUGUUGGCGAUCCUUCGUACCCGAUCCCGCCUGGUUUUCGAUUCGAGAAGCUUCCGGAGGACUGGCGGUGCUCGACUUGCGGAGCUGCGAAGUCUUUCUUCGAGAGCAAGAGCGUGGAGAUUGCAGGAUUUGAGCAGAACCAAAAUUUUGGGUUUGGGGCGAACACGCUCACCGGAGGCCAGAAAGCCUUGCUGAUAUAUGGGAGCCUGCUACUGGCAUUUGCUCUCUUUCUCUCUGGAUACUUCUUGCAAUGAGGUUUGGUAAGGAUGGAGAGAACUUUUAUGUAUGCUUUUUCUAGCAUAUGCUUUCAUUGACUGUAUUUCUAUUCGUAAAUGAGGUUGCUUGUAAAUAGAGACCAGAUUGGAGAGAACAUAUUUAAUGAUUGCAGGGUAGAAUCUCUUUUGUUUUUGUACUA